AUGGGUAUCGAACCGGGUGUAACGAAUUCGUCCGGUUCUGGCAGCUCUGGCACUAAAGCGGUGAAAAAACGUGACUCUUGGCAUGCUACGCCCGGUCCAAACGGCACGUCUGGAGACGCAGGUCGCGAUGAACCUCCCGACCCGGAUACGGCAACGCUAGCGGCGAGCUCGAAGGAAUCGGCGUCUAACGGCAGCUCGGCCGCCACCAAAGCAAACUCCGGCACCAUGGAAACGGCUCAGAUCCUACAAAGUGGCAAAGAGCGCAACCUGGUCGUGGCGCUGACCGGCGAGCGAAGACGUGAAACGUGGAGCCAAAAGGCAGAAUUUCUGCUGGCCGUAAUCGGGUUUGCCGUGGACUUAGGCAAUGUCUGGCGCUUUCCAUACAUCUGCUACCAGAAUGGUGGUGGUGCGUUUCUGAUUCCGUACUGCAUUAUGUUGUUGUUCGGAGGACUGCCACUGUUCUAUAUGGAGCUCGCCCUAGGCCAAUUUCAUCGGUGUGGAUGCCUCUCGAUAUGGAAGCGCAUCUGUCCGGCUCUCAAAGGUGUAGGUUAUGCCAUUUGCCUGAUCGAUAUCUACAUGGGCAUGUACUACAACACCAUCAUCGGCUGGGCCGUAUACUACCUGUUUGCCUCGUUUAGCUCCGAGCUGCCGUGGACCAAAUGCGGCAACCCAUGGAACACGGACGCCUGUUCACCGGUCACUGGGCGGCUCAACGAAACGCUCACCUCCACGGUUGGUCCUUCGCUGGCAACGGCUGCGACGACACUCGUUUCAUCGGCGACCACGAACGCAGCCAACACCGGUGCAUCACUGGUUGCGUCUGUCCUGGGCAACACUACCCUAGCCGGCACGUUCGCCAGCACAACACCCCACCAUCUCUACCGGCAGGAGCAACACCUGCUUUCCAGUACGCUCCCAACGAUGCUGUCGAAUCUGACAACCAGCACUGUGGCGGCUGUGGCUGGGACGGCCGGUGGAGGUCCAGCGUUGUCCAGCCCGGCGAGGGAAUUUUUCGAGCGGCAGGUACUCGAGCAGUACAAAUCGAACGGCCUGGACUUUAUGGGACCGGUGAAACCGUCGCUCGCGCUAUGCGUCUUUGGCGUGUUUGUGCUGGUGUACUUUUCCCUCUGGAAGGGAGUCCGUAGCGCUGGAAAAGUGGUCUGGGUGACGGCUCUUGCUCCUUACGUGGUACUGCUCAUUCUGCUGGCCCGCGGUGUCACUCUGCCUGGCGCCGCAGAAGGCAUUCGGUACUAUCUGACCCCGCAGUGGAACAAGCUCAACAAUUCCCGGGUAUGGAUUGAUGCAGCCUCCCAGAUCUUCUUCUCGCUCGGUCCCGGCUUCGGUACCCUGUUGGCGCUGUCCAGCUACAACAAGUUCAACAACAACUGCUACCGGGACGCUCUACUUACCAGCAGCAUCAACUGUCUCACCAGCUUCCUGGCCGGUUUCGUGAUAUUCUCCGUGCUUGGGUACAUGGCCAACGUGCAGAACAAAUCGAUCGAAGAGGUUGGCCUCGAGGGGCCAGGUCUGGUGUUCAUCGUUUAUCCCGAGGCGAUCGCCAUGAUGAAGGGCUCGGUGUUCUGGUCCAUCAUCUUCUUCCUAAUGCUCAUCACCUUGGGGCUGGAUUCGACUUUCGGUGGACUCGAGGCGAUGAUCACAGCACUCUGCGAUGAGUACCCACGCACAAUCGGACGUCGUAGGGAGCUGUUUGUGCUGAUUUUGCUUGGGCUUAUCUAUAUAUGUGCCCUACCAACGAUGACAUACGGAGGUGUAUAUUUGGUAAACUUUCUCAACGUUUACGGACCCGGGCUGGCGAUUCUGUUUGUCGUCUUCGUCGAGGCUGCCGGCGUGUUUUGGUUCUACGGCGUGGAAAACUUCUCCAGCGACAUUGAGCAAAUGUUGGGCAAAAAACCGUCACUCUUCUGGCGUAUUUGUUGGAAGUACAUUAGUCCCACGUUUUUAUUCUGCAUAUUGAUAUUUUCCCUGCUGGGUUACGAAGAGAUGCUAGGAGAGGAAUACGAAUACCCGGAAUGGAGCGUAGCUGCCGGUUGGGUGUUAACACUGUCAUCGGUGCUUUGCAUUCCGACGUAUAUGAUAUAUAAAUUUCUCAAAAAUCCUGGUAACUGUAAAGAGCGUUUGAGACGCACUUUUAAACCGGAACCGCUGAUACCGACAGCCAUCCCUGGCCAGCUGUACACCGGCACCGCCGUCUGA
Messenger RNA from Anopheles nili, 2214 nucleotides. Its product is annotated as sodium-dependent serotonin transporter. Bases 1 to 2214 code for a protein of 737 amino acids. The record is from RefSeq and is a predicted model, not a curated record. The transcript has 7 exons. Gene Ontology annotation, cellular component: neuron projection; membrane. Gene Ontology annotation, molecular function: serotonin:sodium:chloride symporter activity; serotonin binding. Lineage: Eukaryota; Metazoa; Arthropoda; Insecta; Diptera; Culicidae. Gene Ontology annotation, biological process: serotonin uptake; sodium ion transmembrane transport.